CUAAUAUUACAUUUAAGCUUAACUAUUUCACAAAUAUAGGCAAGAAGCAACGAGAAUUCGGCAAAUCGAGCUAAGUUGAAGAUGCCUCAUCAUAUUGGUAGCAAGCCUAUUCGAGAGGUUAUUUAUCAAAAGGGCGGGAAAUAUGGCAAUCCACUAGAUUUGGGGACUAUUUUCUUUGAGACUCGUAAGAAAGAUAACAAGCUUGUUGAACCCGAAGCAAUUGAAAAACAUAUCAAAGAAAUGGUUCAAUCGGAGCCCUCUCUAUCUAGUAUAGAGAUUGUAGAAAAAUGUUGUGGACCUCAAACUCGUAGCCAUGUAUUUGGAUUUGGGGGUGGAGUAAAGGCAAAAGACUUGAAAGGUGGAACUUCUUCAAAGGCUGAAUUAUUGUCUGCGCUACGUUCGACUCAAGAGGAAAACAAAUCCUUGAAUGAGACAAACAAGUCCUUGAAUGAUCGCUUGUCUGCCUUAGAAGAUGAGAUGAAAGAAAUUAAGAAAAUGAAAGAAUUAUUUGCUGCUCAACGAUCAUUUGUCCUGCAUACGACAUCGCCCGUUUCAUCCGAAUGACCACUGAUUUUGUCUGCUAACCAAGUUAGUAAUACUACACUCGACUUUUGAUUUUAUUU
Molecule: messenger RNA, 623 nt
Organism: Lycium ferocissimum
Lineage: Eukaryota; Viridiplantae; Streptophyta; Magnoliopsida; Solanales; Solanaceae
Exons: 3
Coding region: 82-564 (160 amino acids)
Source: RefSeq, a predicted model, not a curated record